GGCAGUGAGAUAUGGGAUGAGGAAGACCCAGGAGAGUUCAUGUACGCACUACUUCGUCAGCGGAAGAACAAGCGCAGUCGGUACAAUCCCUAUGAUCUUCAGAUUGUCUCUUCAAAUGAAGCCAGGAAGAACCCUGUCUACUGGACCAUUAGUGCCUCCUCGGUUACUAUGUGUGUGGAGGGAGAAAGUGAUAAGGAAACAUUCUGUACCCCUGCACUCUGGUGGCUCUGGGAGAGGAGACUGUUUUACACCAUCUAUGAGAAACCUGUCUUUGUCAAAUUCAGAGUGUGGAAGACAUUCAAGUCAUGGCGAAAAAAUGUGAGGCACCAGAAGAACAAAGGGAGCAAAGAAUUGCUGUGUAAGCGUCUGUUUUUGGCCAAUGAAGUGUUGCAGGGUUGUCUGCUGCAUGUACGCGGCCUGUGUGAGGCUGCGUCUUGCAGUACAGAUGGGAUAGGGUUGGAACACAGUGCCAUCUCAUUGGUAAAUCUAGACCGUUCUCAAACCCUCACCCUCACACAGUUUAUGGAGGCUCAGAGAACCCAUGGAGAGGCCGCUCUUAAGAAGAUCAAUGCUCUCCGGGACAAGAUUGUCUCCAUUGUCUGGGAAUCCUGUGCUACUGUAGCAGAAAUGGAGGGUGUGACAGCAGGGAUCCGACCUGAGGGGUCCAAGAAAGUGAAAGUAGUGGAGCCUCCACCUCCAGAGCCUGAGCCUCAGGGGUUCAAGUCUCGGCUGAAGGCUAAGUAUGGGGACAAGCCGAUGGCAGAGCGCAAGAAACCAGCCCAGGUGAAAAGAGACAAGCCUUUGUAUGCCGAGAUAUCUGAGUGGCGAAAAAUCUUGGCCCGUCUGGCUCAUUUUCUAAAAGCUGUGGAUUAUCUUCUCUUGGAGUUUCUUCGGCGUCUGGUUGUGACAGCAAUGAGACAGCUCCGAGAGUAUUUCACAGCAUCAUAUAAUGUAGAGGAAGGUGACUCUGAUGAGAGUAACUCUAGAAUAAACACAGACCAUUGGUGGAGAGAGGAUGACUCUGACAGUGAUGCUUCAAGCCAACUUGAUAUACCAACAUAUAGCCGUAAAUCAGUGACUCAAAAGAAUGUCAUGCAGUCAAAAGGCAGCGUGAACAUUCCAUCAAAUGCGUUAAGCACAAACUCACCACAGAUCGUCCAUGGAAGUAGUUAUGUCAUCCCCAAAUAUGACUUUGAGAAACCAGAGUCUGAAGUUGGACUACCAGAUAUUGAUGAGGUUCUGGAAGAGAUUAGACAGCGUGACAUCACGGAGGAAGUCGCCUUGCCAGUGUUCUUCAUUGAGUUUGUUCUGAACGCCUCUGUGGAGAGCGUACCUAGUGGUAUCCGCUCCCGCCAGCGGGCUUCCAUCCACUCCACCAACAACCUGCUGGCACAGAGCAGCCUCCUUCAGGAACUUGCCCACGGGAUGGAGGUGAAAAAGUCUGUUUCCUUCCCAGAGGAGCCAGAACUUUCAGAGAGUGACAGCGAAUCAGGCUACAGUGAAUCUGAGGAGACCGAAACAGAAUCUGGAGAGGAGCAAAGCUUGGAAACGAAACACAGCUCUUCACUGGGGUUUGCCUACAAACACAACAUAAGGAGGAGCACAAGGGCCACUAUGACCAAAGCCCACAUCAGUCUAUACCCUAGCCCAGAGGCCUUCCAGACAUUAGUCAAGUCCCUCAUUGCAGGUUUUGAGGAAACAAUUGCUCAGGUCAAGUCGAUGCUGAAGGAACCGCGUCUAGCCGUGUUUUAUUCCCCACCAAAGCAUGACCUGACACUGCAGAUUGAUGUGGAGGAGUUAGCGCUGAAGGAAGAAGCAGAACAGCCCUGGCCUGACACCAGCUCCCUGUUCAGUGAGGACACGGAGUACCAAAGCCUGAGGGAUGACAUCAGCCAGUGUAUACAGAUACAGGGAGAAAGGGUUACCGAAUUCUCCAGUAGAUACCAGUUGUUCUGCAUGAUGGUGGACCAGUCGCGCCAGGUGGAUGUACUGGGCUCUAUGGCCAGGAGGCCCUGGACCACAGAUGAGUUCAGUCAUGUGCUCAGGACUCACACAGAUAUGGUCAGAACAAUGGAAGAAAUGGUGACACAAAAGAGGAUUGCCAUGGUGCAACUUCAGGCAGACAAGUACAAAGCAGAUUGUCUCCCCUUCCCUACACGAGUUAUUGAGGAAAUUCAAGAGGCUCUGCCCAUUGUGGCUAACAAGAAGAAUGAAGAUCUGCUUACCAUCAUAAAGGGAGCCUCUAAAAAACUGGAUCAGACACCUGCAUCUGUUGAGGAGUUUGUUGAGCACCUAUCGUUCCUGGGCAAGAUGAACACAGAGUUACCUGCUCUUGAUAAGGAAUUUUUGGUUGUGACCAAGCUGUUCACUAUAGCUGACCAGUACAAUAUAAGGAUAGAACCAGAGGACUUGGCCCUGUACCAGACACUGGCUCCUAGCUUCCAGCACCUUAAGUCAACUGUCCUGUACUGUGAGGCUAAAAAGGAUGAGAAUAUACGUAAGUUCAGCUCAGACCUGGACAGACUGAUUUCCAGCAUUCGUUACCAGCUGAUGGAACUGAAGAACCGUGUCAGAGACCCUAGCCUGCUGCAUUCUGACACCAUACCAGCCAUGGCCCUUGACACAAUACUGCACCUGCAGGAAGAUGUGCAGUCACUGUCUGUGCGUGCACGCAGCUACAGCAGCUACCAGGAGAGGUUCGGCAGCUCGUUAUCCCAGACCAAGAGGAUGACAGAGGAGUUCCUGUUGAUGGAGACUAAAGAUGACAAGGCCAUAACUCAGGCCAUUCAGUCUGAGUUGUCUGAGAUAGAGCGUGACCUGACCCUGAGGCAUCUGCUCUGGGAGUCCCAAGAGGAGUGGGUCAAGCUGGUGACUGAGUGGACUGCCUCCCCGUUUGACUCCCUCUCUGUGGAGAGUCUCCAGAAAAAUGUCAGCCGCUUCACACAGACAGUUUACAUGCUUCAGAAAGGUCUGCCGCCCAAUGCCUUACUGCCAGCGCUGAAGGAGAAGGUGAUGGAUUUCAAACAAGGCAUGCCUGUGAUCACCAGCCUCAGGAACCCCUCCCUCCGACCUCGUCACUGGGCUGUCAUUGAAUCCACCAUUGGGAAAGCCUUCAGCAAAGACAAGAAAUUCACUCUGGGAAAUCUUCUGGACCUAAAGAUUUUCAGGCAUAAGGAGAAGAUACAGGACAUCUCUACAACUGCAAGUAAUGAAGCCACUUUGGAGCUCAUGCUGCAGAAGGUGGUAGACCUGUGGCUGAGUACUGACUUCAGAUUGAUUGCCCAUGUUGGACGCGACACUCACAUAAUCUCUGGUGCUGACGAUAUCCUAGCCCAGCUUGACGAGAGCCAGGUGACUGUGGGGACCAUAAGAGGCUCCAGAUAUGUCACACCUAUCAAGGUCCAAGUUGAGGAGUGGGAGAGGAAGCUACAGGUGUUCUCCCGAACCCUGGAUGAGUGGAUGACAUGUCAGAGGAACUGGCUGUACCUGGAGCAGAUCUUCACCACUCCAGAUAUUCAGCGUCAACUCCCCAGCGAAUACAAGCUGUUCACCCAGGUGGACAAGUCGUGGAAGGACAUAAUGAGGAAUGUGGAGGAUCGCCCUAAUGCCCUCAAGUCUGCCAUUGCCCCGGGUACAUUGGAAACUCUACAGUCAUGUAACACAAGUCUGGAAAAGAUACAGAAAUGUCUUGAGGACUACCUGGAGACCAAGAGACUGGUGUUCCCUAGGUUUUACUUCCUCAGUAAUGACGAGUUGUUAGACAUCCUAGCUCAGUCCAAAGACCCCAAUGCUGUACAGCCUCAUCUGGGGAAAUGUUUUGGCAAUAUCAAGUCACUGGAUAUCAGGAAAUUUCCACGUCAGCCACCUAGUGUCAGGUUCAUGAUAUCAGCUGAAGGAGAGAUGAUUGCAAUGCCUAGGAAUAUUAGAGCACGAGGGCCAGUAGAGCAAUGGCUGGGCAGUGUGGAAAACGGCAUGUUUGAAAGUGUAAAGAGACAAAUGAAGCUUGGCCUGGCUGACUGGUUAGGCAUCCGCCUGCAGGAAUGGUCCCUGAAACACCCAGGGCAGGUUGUUCUCACAGUGUCUCAGGUGAUGUUUAACAAGAGCGUGGUGAGCUGUUUCCAACAAGGUAACCCUUUGGCUGCCCUGAGCCAGAUGCGAGAUGACAUGGUGGGCAGUCUUGGGGUGCUGGCCCGCAUGGUCACCUCUAACUUGCUGUAUCAUCAGAACAUGAGCAUUGAGGCCCUACUCACCAUCAAUGUUCACAACAGGGAUAUACUCAACACCAUGAUUGCCAAUAAGGUCACCAGGAGGGACGACUUUGAGUGGACCAAACAAUUGCGCUAUGAGUGGGAUGAGAUGACCAAUCAGUGUCAGGUGUUACAGUCUAAUGCUUCCUUCCAUUAUGGUUAUGAGUACCUGGGUUGUUCCCCCAGACUGGUCAUCACCCCUCUUACUGACCGCUGUUACCUGACUCUGACUGGUGCCAUGCAUCUUCACCUGGGUGGUUCACCUGCCGGCCCUGCUGGCACUGGCAAAACUGAGACAGUAAAGGACUUGGCUAAGGCAAUGGGGAAACAAUGUGUGGUAUUCAACUGUUCUGAGGGGUUAGAUUUCAAGAUGUUGGGGAAGUUUUUCUCAGGGCUGGCUCAGUCGGGUAGCUGGUGUUGUUUUGAUGAGUUUAACCGCAUUGAUGUGGAGGUGUUAUCUGUGGUGGCUCAGCAGAUCCAAACUAUCAAGUCUGCCAAAGAUUCCAGUUCUCUCAGGUUUGUGUUUGAGGGUCGGGACAUCCGGUUGAACAUGACCUGUGGAUACUUCAUCACCAUGAAUCCCACGUAUGCAGGCCGUGUAGAGUUGCCAGACAAUUUGAAGUCUCUAUUCCGCUCUGUGGCCAUGAUGGUACCCGACUAUGCUCUUAUUGCUGAGAUCAUGCUAUUCUCUGAAGGCUUUGUCUCGGCCAAGUCGCUGUCCUGUAAGAUUGUCAAUCUUUACCAGCUGGCUAGCAAACAACUGUCUCAGCAGGACCAUUACGAUUUUGGAAUGAGGGCCAUCAAGUCAGUGUUAGUGAUGGCUGGCCAUGGGAGGAGAUCCACACAACUUAGUGCAAAAUAUGUAGAGAGGACCUUGACAGCUGAGGAGGAGUCUUAUAUCCUAAUCCACUCCCUCAGAGAUGCUAACUUACCCAAGUUCUUGGCAGAGGAUGUUCCACUGUUUGAGGGUAUACUGGCCGAUUUGUUUCCAGGAGUUGUUCCCCCUGACCCUAACCAUGGAUUACUAGAGAAAGCAAUCUCUAUCGCAAUACGUGACCAAGGCUUACAGGCCUGGCCUAAGCAGAUAGAGAAGAUUAAGCAGUUCUACAGUCAGAUUUUGGUCCGUCAUGGUGUCAUGCUAGUGGGGCCAACAGGAGGAGGUAAAUCUGUGGUACGGAGCAUCCUCCAGAGGGCACUGGUUAUCCUGCCAUCCAUCUCCAAUCAGGAGGCUUCUGCCAACCAACAGUCUUCUCACUCACUUGUGCAAACGCGAGGCAAGAGGGGUCAUGUGGAGACAUUUGUGGUCAACCCUAAAUGUGUGAAACUGGGAGAGUUGUAUGGGGAGACUGACCCCAACACAUUUGAGUGGACAGAUGGACUUAUUGCUUCAGCAACACGAAAAUUUGCCCGUGACACAUCCAUUGUUCCCACGUCAACCACAAUAGAGCAGGUGGCGGCUGUAGAUGCAACAGUAUCAGACACGAGCUUGUCAGGGAAGGCAUUAUCCACAACAAUGAGCUCAGAGACAGCCAGUGAGAUAGGGCUGAGUGAGGCAGCUACAGGGUACACGGUGGCCACUGAUAUUGAAGGCUCUGAACCUGGGGAACAGUCAGUGACGGACUGGCGAUGGCUGGUCAUGGAUGGACCUGUUGAUACUCUGUGGGUGGAGAACCUGAACACAGUGCUUGAUGACUCAAAGGUCCUCUGUCUGGCCAAUGGGGAGCGUGUUAAUCUGACACCUGGCAUGAGGCUGCUGUUUGAGGUGGAUAAUCUGGCUCAGGCCAGCCCUGCUACCAUCAGCCGAUGUGCCAUGGUCUUUAUGGAUCCUGUAGACCUUGGCUGGAGACCUUAUGUGAAGACCUGGAUACAAAGACUACAGAAGGACAUCCCAGACAGUGGCAAGGCUCACUUACAGGAUCUGUUUGAGCUCUCUGUAGAUAAGGGACUCAAUUUCUUCAAGGAGAACAAACAGUUUCAGAAUGUACCAGCACCAGAGAUGUGCCUGGUGACCAGUUUGUGCAGCAUUUUAUCAGCUUACUUUGAGUUCAUGACCAAACAUGGAGGCUUUGGCAAUCCAGAUAAAGAAGAGUUAAGAGUACCUAGCCCUGACAGCCAGGCCAGCCAACCCUCAAGGACGUCAUCUAGACAGAGCAUGAAAGGCGUAACACGAUUUGGACAGAAAGGAAAGAAACGUUCAACAAGGAAACUAAAGACAAAAGAGGAUACCCUUGGGGACUUUCUCUUUGAGACAGAGAGCUCUGAGAGUCUUGUCGGGGAGAAGCAGUACUACCUGCAGAAGAACCCUGGUCAGCUGCUGAACCUGUUGGGGAAGCUGUUUGUGUUUGCCUACACGUGGAGCAUAGGUGGGAACUAUAAACGGACAGAGGAUUAUGAUGAUGACUCUCUAAACAGACGUGGUUCUGAGAAGGACCUGAGCAUCAACAUCUGUAUGGAGUUUGACAACUUCCUGCAUGAAGUCUUUGAGGUGGAAGGACAUCUCGGUGUUCGUCUGCCAGCUGGUCACCGCCCCAUGUACAGCUACUUUGUGGACCUAGAGUCCGGCUCCUUUGUGACCUGGGACCAGUUAAUCCCAUCCACCAAAUCACUCAUAGAGAAGGGCGCCAUGAUCACAAUUGGGGAGAGUAUGGGGGUGGCAUCCAGCGGAGUAAAGAAGACCAACAGUCAGGCCUCUGAGAUCGUCCCUACUGUGGACAAUGUCCGCUUCUCCUUUCUAAUUGGUCUGCUGUUGCUGAACAAACAACCAGUGCUGCUGAAUGGAGAGUCUGGUGUGGGGAAAACAACAAUAUUGAACAACCUGCUGGACCAGCUAUGUAAGGAGGGUGGGACAUCCACCAAGGCUGGUACUGUUCUGGGCAGCAUCCUUAACUACUCAGAUAAGAGCCAUUCCAUCCUAGAGAGCAUCAACUCUCUGACACGAGGAAGGGAGCUAGAGCAGGAGGGGAAGAGCCUGGAGCUGAUUCUGGGUGCCUCCCGUCCCAAACCCCCGACUGGGGUCAUCCGUUCCACCAUACAGUUUAGCGCCCAGACCACCUCCAGUCGCCUUCAGGCUCAGAUUAUGCAGAGACUUAUCAAGAAGUCACGUGACACACUUGGAGCACCACGAGGCAGGAAGGUGAUCAUGUUCGUGGAUGACCUCAGUAUGCCUGCCCCAGACAUCUUUGGCUCUCAGGCACCAUUGGAACUUCUCCGUCAACUGUUAGAGCAUGGUGGCUUCUACGAUACCAAGAAACUCUCCUGGAAGACAAUCUUGGAUGUGACCCUGGUGGCAGCCUGCGGACCCCCAGGAGGAGGGAGAAACCCUGUCAGUCCAAGGCUCCUUAAAAACUUCUGCAUGCUGGCCCUACCCCACCCUUCCACUCGCUCCCUCCAGCACAUCUACCAGGUUCAGCUGGGUAGGUUCUUCCAUGACGGGGAGUUCAUGCCAGAGGUAACAGGCUGUCUCUUCCCCAUCGUCACCGCCAGUAUUGACAUCUACUACACCAUGUGUGCCAACAUGCUCCCUACUCCAGCAAAGUCUCAUUACACAUUCAACAUCAGAGAUCUUUCCAAGGUCAUUCAUGGUAUCAUGCGUGCUCAUGAGUCUGUGAUUGUGGGGAAGGAGAACUGUGCCCAGCUGUUUGCCCAUGAGGCCACGCGUGUCUUCCAUGACAGGCUGGUGGACGAAGACGACAAACUCACCUUCUUCUCUCACCUUGCUAACAACUUACUUGAUUUCUUUAAGAUAAAGUGGACGCAGGAAAAACUGAACACUGAGCAGGUUUUGUUUGGAGACUUCUUUGACCCAGAUGGGACAGAUCCUGCUUUAGCUCACAUCUACAGACCCAUGACUGACCUCAACAAGCUGACCUCAAUCCUGGAAGAAUACCACAUGAGGAUGAACUUAACCAAUCAUCAGAUACCACAAAUGGUGUUUUUCAAGGACGCUGUAGAGCACAUAUCUCGGGCUGUCCGUGUCUUCCGUCAACCUGGGGGACACAUGUUGCUAGUUGGUGUGGAUGGUACAGGGAAGUCCACCAGCAUUAACCUGAGUGCGUUUAUUGCGGGCUGUGAACUCGUCAAGCUCUCCCUCCAUCGGCAUUAUGGGACAGAGGAGUUCCGCAAUGACCUGAAGACGGUGUACCGCCUAGCUGGGGUCAAAGGUCACAACACGGUGUUCCUGCUUACAGAUGGAGAUUUAGUACAGGAGUCCUUCCUGGAGGACAUCAACUGUAUCCUGAACUCUGGUGAAGUUCCAGACCUGUUUGACAAUGAAGAGUUAGAUGGCAUUGCCAUGGAGCUGAAAAGCGCAGCAGCUGAACUGGAAAUACCUGACACCAGGGCAGCACUCUCACAGUUCUUUAUACAGCGUGUGAAGCAGAACCUGCAUGUGGUGCUGACCAUGAGCCCUGCAGGGGACAAGUUCCGACAGCGGUGCCGUAUGAACCCUGCCCUCAUCAACUGCUGCACCAUUGACUGGUACAACGAGUGGACUGAUGAAGCCAUGCUAAGUGUGGCUAACAUCUUCCUCCAGGAUGAGGAUUUUAUAGCAGACUCACAUGAUGUCAAGGCCCUGAAAAGUCGUGUGUCACAGGCGUGUGUGGAGAUCCACCACAGUGUGCAGCAGGCAGCCAGGCGGUACUGGGAGGAGAUGAGGAGGAGGUUCUAUGUCACACCCAGCACCUACAUGGAGCUUAUCCGCAUCUACUCCAAAAUGUUACUGGAUAGCAAGACAAAAGUCCUGGACAACAAGAACAGGCUGUUGACAGGACUCUUCAAACUGUCCGAGGCUAACUCAUUAGUAGGCACCAUGCAGACAGAGCUGAAGGAACUGGGACCUCAGAUUGAGGAAAAAGCCAGGGACACAGAAGAGCUACUGCAGCAGUUGGAGAGGGACAAAGUGGCUGUAGAACAGGUGCGGGAGAUUGUGGAGCAGGAAGAGGCCAUCAUGAAGAAGGAGACAGAGGUGGUGCAGAGUUACGCUGAUGAGUGUGAGAAAGACCUGGCCUCUGUUCUUCCUAACCUUCAGAAUGCAAUAGCGGGCCUGGAUUCUCUGGACAAAGCCUCCAUAGCUGAAAUCAGAGUGUACAACAACCCACCCUUGCUGGUGACAAAUGUGAUGGCUGCAGUCUGUGUGCUAUUCCAGAUUAAACCUGACUGGACCACGGCUAAGACCAUGCUGGGGGAUCCCAACUUCCUCAAAAAACUUGUCCAGUUUGACAGAAACAGUGUGCCAGAGAGGGCAUUUCGUCAGUUAAAGCGCUACUCCAAACAGCAGGACUUCAAUCCUGAGACAGUCGGCCAUGUCUCCCUGGCCUGUCGAUGUAUCUGUGAAUGGGUACUGGCUCUGGAGCAUUAUAAUGAUGUUUACAAGAUGGUAACACCGAAACAGAAGCGCGUGGAUGAGGCUAGAGAGGCACUGAAGUUAGCGCGGGAAAACCUGGGAGGCAAGCAGACCAGCUUGAGGAAGAUCCAGGAUCACCUGAAGCGCCUGCAGACCCGUUAUCAGGAGAGUGUGAAUCAGAGAGAGGCCCUGGAGGAGAGAAAGAAGCUGACAGCUUUACGACUGAAGAGAGCCUCUGUCCUCAUCACUGCUCUGGCUGAGGAAAAGAUCCGGUGGGCAGAGGCAGUGAACGGGCUGGAUGACAAGCUGGCAGGGAUGGUCGGAGAUACCUUGGUGUCAGCAGGCGUGGCUUACCUGGGCUCCUUUACCCUGGGGUACAGACGAGAGCUGGUGAGGAGUUGGAUCAGCAGGUGCUCUCAGACUGACAUCCCCAUCUCGGCAGACUUCUCCAUCAUCAACAGCUGCACUGACCCUAACCAGGUCCUGCUGUGGCAAACAGAAGGCCUUCCACAAGACACCCACUCCACAGAAAAUGCAGUCUUCAUCAAACAGGGCAGGAAGUGGCCCCUCCUCGUCGACCCUCAGGGUCAAGCAGAGAAUUGGAUUAAAGGGAUGGAUGGACAAAAACUGAAGAUCUUGUCAGCAUCAGAUUCUAACUAUAUGCGUGACCUUGAAAGGGCCAUCAGGGUUGGGGGACCGGUUCUGCUAAAGCGUGUAACAGAGACUCUGGACCCAACCCUCAAGCCUAUCCUGUUACAAGAGACAUUUCAGCGUGGAGGCCAUACCCUUAUGAAGCUGGGAGAUACCGAAAUCGAAUAUAAUCAUAACUUCAGGCUGUACCUUAGCACGUCAAUGGCCAACCCCCAUUAUUUACCUGCAGUCUACAACAAAGUCAACAUAAUCAACUUUACAGUGACGUUUGAUGGCCUCCAGGAGCAGCUUCUGUCAGCAGUUGUUAGUCAGGAGAGGCCUCAGCUUGAACAGCAGCGUAAUGAGUUACUGGACAACAUAGCCAGUGACCUCCAGCUUCUGAGAGACCUUGAGGACAAGACAUUGGGCCUGCUGAACAAAACAGAAGGGCAUAUCCUUGAUGAUGAGGACCUUGUGGAUACCCUUCAGAAAAGUAAGGGCAUGGCAGGAGAGAUACACCAAAGAGUGGACCAGUCUGAAGAGACAGAGAGGAAGCUUAGCCUGGCAAGGAUGAAGUACCUACCUGUAGCCACACGAGGAGCAGUGCUGUACUUUGUCGUAGCAGACCUGGCCAGCAUUGAUGUCAUGUACCAGUUCUCCCUGAGCUGGUUCCAGGAGAUGUUCACAGCAAGCAUCAACCCCACCUCAGAGAACCGGCCCCAGAGCACCAAUACACCCUUCCUAAGCGGAACCCUGCGGCCACGAAGCCGGGAAAGCUUGGACAUAUCCACACCAACACCUCGGGUGUCUGACACAGACCUGGCAUCUCACAUGAGGAGCAUGAUAGAGCACCUUUCCUCCAGCAUCUAUCGUGUGGUGUCCGUGGCACUGUUUGGGCACCACCAGCUCACAUUCUCGCUCAUGCUGUGCACUAGUAUCCUAAGAGCAAACCCCUCCCCCCGCCAGCCUGAUUCCCAAUACAACAAUUCUGAGGUAAUCCCAGAUGGGGAGUGGCAGACAUUUCUACAAGGACACGUCCUGGCAAGCAUGCUGGACGAAGAGCAGUUGGCUAACCAUGACGGCCUAAGCGCCAUGGAGAGGCUGGAGAUACAAAGUGCUGAGUAUGCAGAGUCUGAGAGGAAGAGUAAACGUCCUCCAUCGUGGAUAAGUGAGCGAAUGUGGCGCCAGUGCCAGUACCUGGAAAUCACCCUUGCCCCAUUCUCACUGCUCUGCCGCAGUCUCAUCUCUAACAAGGCCCAGUGGCAGGCCUUUUACACCAGCAUGGACCCCUAUGAGCUCAUGGCCAGGAAGUACCUAAAGAGCUCAGAUGAUGACACAUCUCUAAACUUGGUGGUCUUUGAGUGGGAGAGGCUGACCUCCUUCCAGAGGUUACUUAUGAUCCGUAUCCUGCGUCCUGAUGUCCUCACUGCUACCUCACGUCUCUUCGUGGAGAAACACCUUGGCCCGUCUUACCUGUCAUCUGGAUCCUUUGAUCUGAAGGAAAUUUACGAGGAGUCCACAGCAAAGACACCCUUAGUCUUCAUCCUUUCACCAGGUUCUGACCCUGCCUCGCAGUUACUCAGGUUUGCUAAGGAGUUAAGGGGGAGCACAUUACACCUAGACAUGAUCUCCCUGGGGCGGGGCCAGGGUCCUAAGGCAGAGGAGCUCAUCUCUAAGGCCCAGAUCCUGAAGGGUCGCUGGGUGUUUCUACAAAACUGUCACCUAGCUGCCUCCUGGAUGCCUAAACUACAAGCCUUAGUUGAAAGAUUCAGCCGGCCUCAACCUGGUCAGGACAUCGACCCUCAGUUCAGACUCUGGCUCAGCUCUAAGCCUGACCCUAGCUUUCCUGUUUCCAUUCUACAGAAGGGACUCAAGAUGACAAUUGAGCCACCUCAGGGACUGAAGGCCAACCUGCUCAGGUCAUUUGGCUCUGGGGGAUCAGGGAAUGUCACACAGAAAAUGUAUGAGGAAGGCAGAGCUGGUGCCAACUGGAAAAGCCUACUCUUCAGUCUUUGCUUUCUGAAUGGAGUUCUGCAUGAGAGGAAAAAGUAUGGUGCCUUAGGCUGGAACAUCCCAUACGAAUUCAAUGAUUCAGAUUUAGAGGUGUCAGUCCUCCAGCUACAGAUGUUACUGUCAGAGCAGGACAGUGUGCCCUGGAAAGCCUUGACUUUCCUGACUGGUGAGGUAACCUAUGGUGGCCGUGUGACUGAUGAGUGGGAUCGGCGCUGCCUCCUGAGCCUGCUCGAGAGAUUUUACCAUCCCCAUGUCUUGUCCCCUAACCACAAGUUCUCCUCUGAUGGGGUGUACAAGAGUAUCAGUGCUGACCUGAGCUAUGAGGGUGUGGUCCAGUACAUAGAGGCCCUGCCAGAGGCUGACUACCCUGAGGUGUUUGGCAUGACUGAGAACGCAGAAAAUGCUUUCAGGCAAUGGCAGGGGAACACUCUAGUGGAGACCAUUCUCAGUGUUCAACCUAGACUAGGAGGAACUGUGAGCAGGUCAGGUAAGACAAAUGAUGAGAUUGUACUAGACCUGUGUCAUGACAUCACCUCUCAGCUGCCCCCCACUGUAGAGGAACUGGGCUUGGCUGCUGAUCUUUCUGGUAAAUCAUGUCACCUCACACUUAGACAAGUACUGAACCAGGAGGUCAUCAAACCGCAGGAACAGACCACUUCACGUAGAGUUGGUUCAGGGUCCACAUCAGGUGGCCGCAGCCCUCUGGGUAAAUCAGCCCUCCUUACAGUUCUGCGUCAGGAGAUUGACAGGUUUGACAUCCUGCUUCAUUUGAUCCACAAGUCCUUACAGGGGCUUACCCUGGCAGUGAAGGGGGAAAGGGUAAUGUCUGAGCAGCUGGAGGAAGCGUACUAUGCCCUGCUGAACCAGAGGGUGCCUGCUCAGUGGAAGGCUGCAGCCUACGAGUCAUGUAAGCCACUGGCAGCCUGGGUAAGAGACCUGGUCAGGAGGGUUGAGUUCUUCUCUAGCUGGGCAGAGUUGAUCACUUCCAGGUAUGAGAACCGACUCAAGGUCAGUGUAUCAGGCCGCAGACUCUCGGAGGCAUCAUCAGAGUCAGAGAGAGACCAGCCCCGUGCCUUCUGGCUCUCAGGCUUCUACUUCCCACAAGGUUUUCUGACAGCUGUCCUCCAGAACCAGGCUCGCAAAAAGAACAUCUCCGUGGAUUCUCUGAGCUUUGACUUCAGGAUCCAGAAGGUGGACAAUGAGGAGAGCCUGACCAACAUAAGAGAGGAACACUCAAUAAAGGAGGUGGCCUUCCAGGGUAACUCACCCCCAGAGGAUGGGGUCCUGGUAUUUGGUCUAGUCCUGGACGGGGCGCGCUGGGACGUCCACGCUGGCGUGUUGAGAGAUUCCUUCAUGGGACAACGCUUUUGUUGGCUCCCCGAGAUACACUUUGUCCCUGUAAAGAUGGAGGCAUCAACAGAGACUAGUGGUCGGCAGGAUAAGAAAAAUAAGACUGUGUACCAAUGUCCACUGUACAGGACCUCUGCUAGAACAGGCACUCUGUCUUCUACAGGCCACUCCACCAACUUUGUCACUGCGGUUAGUUUGCCUUCUGACCAGCCUCCCAACUUCUGGAUCAUGAGGGGCGUGGCACUGCUCUGUCAGCUGGAUGAAUAAAUACCCUGAUUUGAACAGUGGGGAUGAUUGUCAGUUUGUGGAACAAACCUGUCUAAUCUGAGGGAUAGAACACUUCCAUCAACUGAAAAUUCUGUGUCAAGGGAAACACAACACACAACCCUUUCUUUCAUUUGAGGGGCAUUGGCCUUCUGUAUGAAAGCAUGUCAUGUUUAGGGUGGUGCGCAACCUAAU
This is a messenger RNA of Liolophura sinensis, 14040 nucleotides long. RefSeq names its product dynein axonemal heavy chain 6-like. Gene Ontology annotation, biological process: microtubule-based movement. NCBI's taxonomy places the organism in Eukaryota, Metazoa, Mollusca, Polyplacophora, Chitonida, Chitonidae. Gene Ontology annotation, molecular function: ATP binding; minus-end-directed microtubule motor activity; dynein light intermediate chain binding. Gene Ontology annotation, cellular component: dynein complex. The record is from RefSeq and is a predicted model, not a curated record.